Clarias gariepinus (North African catfish) is the source of this 6031-nucleotide messenger RNA. It is a transcript of the gene ift172, whose product is annotated as intraflagellar transport 172. The coding region runs from base 154 to 5400 and encodes 1748 amino acids. The transcript is spliced from 48 exons. NCBI's taxonomy places the organism in Eukaryota, Metazoa, Chordata, Actinopteri, Siluriformes, Clariidae. Gene Ontology annotation, cellular component: intraciliary transport particle B; ciliary basal body; axoneme. Gene Ontology annotation, biological process: intraciliary transport. The record is from RefSeq and is a predicted model, not a curated record. Gene Ontology annotation, molecular function: protein binding.
CACUGUGGAUGUUUACAUCAUGUCUUUUCGCCUUGGCGACGGUAACCAGGGCAUCACUAAUGCGUCUCCGAAAAACUGUUUCUACUGAGACCAAACUAAACAUUCAUCACUUAACAAAGUCAAUGUAUUAGCAUAAUUUCAUUUCGACCAGAUAUGCAGCUAAAGCAUUUGAAGACGCUUCUCCCUCCACAGGAUGGAGCUGCGAAGGUUACAUGCAUGGCCUGGGCUCCGAACAACGCAAAGUUUGCCGUCUGCACUGUCGAUAGAGUGGUUUUGUUGUAUGAUGAACAGGGUGAGAGAAGGGACAAGUUUUCUACAAAGCCUGCUGACUCUAAAUACGGGAAGAAAAACUACGUGGUCAAAGCCAUGGCAUUUUCCCCAGAUUCCACGAAAAUCGCUUUGGCUCAGACUGACAAUAUUGUGUUUGUGUACAAAAUCGGAGCAGAAUGGGGAGACAAGAAAGUGAUUUGCAACAAAUUUGUGCAGACAAGUGCUGUGACAUGUCUACUAUGGCCAGCAGAAAAUUCUAUUGUUUUUGGAAUAGCAGAGGGAAAAAUCCGAGUGGCCAACACAAAAAACAACAAAUCAUCCAGUAUCUACGGAACAGAAUCCUAUGUCGUUUCCUUAACUUCAAAUGUCUCUGGGAAAGGGAUUCUCUCAGGCCACGCGGACGGGACUGUUGUGCGCUACUUCUUUGACGAUGAAGGCUCAGGCGAGUCUCAGGGUAAAUUGCUGACUCAUCCAUGCCCACCGUACGCUCUGGCCUGGGGAAGCAGCAGCAUUAUUGUGGCUGGCUGUGAUAAGAAGAUUGUAGCUUAUGGGAAGGAGGGACACAUCCUGCAGACGUUUGACUACAGCCGGGACCGCUUGGAGAAGGAGUUCACAGUCGCAGCGACAAGCCCAAGUGGCCAGUCAGUGGUGCUGGGUAGUUUUGAUAGAUUAAGAGUUUUUAACUGGACCCCUCGGAGAGGUGCUUGGGAUGAAGCCCCUCCUAAAGAAAUUCCAAAUCUGUAUACCAUCACAGCUCUGUCCUGGAAAAAAGACGGCUCGCGGCUCUGUGUGGGCACACUGUGUGGGGGAGUCGAGCAGUUUGACUGUUGCCUUCGCAGGAGCAUUUACAAGAACAAGUUUGAGAUGACUUAUGUCGGCUUGAGCCAGGUGAUUGUGAAGAACCUUUCCACAGGCACACGAGUGGUUCUCAAGUCUCAUUAUGGCUACGAGUUUGAUGAGGUAAAAAUCAUGGGGAAGGAUCGCUUCCUGGUGGCCCACACCUCAGACACCCUUCUGCUGGGAGAUCUGGUCUCCAAUAAACUGAGCGAGGUGGUGUGGCAGGGCUCUGGAGGGAAUGAGAAGUUCUUCUUUGAAAAUGAAACUGUAUGCAUGAUCUUCAACGCAGGAGAACUGUCUUUGGUGGAGUACGGCAAAAACGAAAUCUUAGGAUCUGUUCGCACUGAAUUUAUGAAUCCCCACCUUAUCAGCGUCCGUCUUAAUGAAAGGAGGCAAAGAGGGGUGGAUGAUAACAAGAAGUUGGCCUAUCUAAUCGACAUCAAAACCAUAGCCAUAGUGGACUUGGCUCUUGGUUAUAACAUCGGGACUGUUAGUCAUGACUUAAGGAUUGACUGGCUGGAGUUAAACGAGACGGGUCGCAAGCUGCUUUUCCGAGACAAGAAAUUACGGCUGAACCUGUAUGAUAUCGAGAGCGGACUGAAAACCACAGUACUGAGCUUCUGCUCCUACGUGCAGUGGGUUCCAGGCAGUGAUGUGGUGGUUGCUCAGAACCGCAGCAACCUGUGUGUGUGGUACAACAUCGAUAGUCCAGAGAAAGUCACCAUGCUCCCUUUGAAAGGGGAUAUUGUUGAUUUGGAAAGGGCAAACGGCAAAACCGAGGUGAUUGUGCUGGAAGGGGUAAACACGGUCUCCUAUACGUUGGAUGAAGGACUGAUAGAGUUUGGAACAGCCAUUGAUGAUGGAGAUUUUUUCAGAGCUACAGCAUUCCUGGAAACACUAGAAAUGUGUGCUGAGACUGAAGCCAUGUGGAAGACGCUGAGCAAGCUGUCUCUGGAGGCACAGCAGCUACACAUUGCAGAAAGGUGCUUUGCAGCUUUGGGGAACGUCUCCAAAGCACGAUUCCUGAACAAGACCAAUAAAAUUGCUGAUUCUGUUUUAAAGGAACCUGGAGGUGAUGGCAAGGAACACUAUCAAGUGAAAGCGCGGCUAGCAAUGCUAGAUAAGAACUAUAAACUCUCUGAGAUGUACUACUUGGAACAGAAUGCAGUCAGUGAGGUAAUGGAAAUGUACCAGGAGCUACAAAUGUGGGACAACUACAUUGCAAUAGCAGAGGCCAAGGGUCACCCAGACUUGGACAACUUGCGACGCAGCUACUCCGCCUGGCUGAUAGAGACCAAACAGAAUGAGAAAGCAGGGGAAAUGAAGGAAAGCGAGGGCGAUUAUGUAGGAGCAGUUAACUUUUACCUUAAGGCCGGACUUCCAGCCAAAGCUGCCUGGCUGGCCAUGAACAGGGACGAGCUCUUGUCCAGCAGUAUCGUCACCCGCAUUACCUCUGCUCUCAUUAAAGAAGAGUUUUAUGAGCGGGCAGGUGACCUUUUCAGGAGGAUAAGUAAUAACCAGCGUGCUCUAGAUAGUUACUGCAAAGGCAACGCUUUCAAAAAGGCUGUGGAGCUUGCACGCGUGGCAUUUCCUUCUGAAGUGGUGAAGCUAGAGGAGGCCUGGGGUGACUAUCUAAUCCAGCAAAAAAGAAUGGAUGCUGCAGUCAAUCAUUACAUUGAGGCUGGGUGUGGUUCCAAAGCAGUCGAAGCAGCGAUUGGGGCACGUCAGUGGAAGAAAGCUCUGCACAUCGUAGAGUUACAAGAGGACAAAUCCUCAGCCAAAUACUAUUUAAAGAUCGCCCAACACUAUGCCUCUUUGCAGGAAUAUGAGGUAGCGGAACGCCUGUUUGUGAAGGGAGGCCAUAUCAAAGAUGCUAUAGACAUGUAUGCUGAGGUGGGGAGAUGGGAGCAAGCACACAAGCUUGCUGUGACAUGCAUGACCGAGGAUGAAGUGUCUGCUCUCUACAUCAAUCGAGCUGUUGAGCUAGAGAAGGAGGAGAAGUAUAAAGAAGCUGAACGGCUGUUUUGCACUGUUGGUGAGCCUGAUAUGGCAAUCACCAUGUACAAGAAGAAAAAGCUCUACGAUGACAUGAUUCGUCUUGUUGCCAAACACCACAAAGAACUCCUAAAGGAGACUCAUAUUCACUUAGCCAAGGAGUUGGAAGUUGAAGGAAGAUUCCAGGAGGCUGAGCAUCACUACAUUCAGGGUCAGGAUUGGAAAGCAGCAGUCAACAUGUAUGGCACAAAUGAGAUGUGGGAGGAAGCAUAUAGGGUGUCAAAGAGUCACGGGACAGUCAGCGCCUACAAGCAAGUGGUCUACCUGUGGGCCCGAAAUCUAGGAGGAGAGACAGCUGUUAAACUUCUUACCAAGUUUGGCCUUCUGGAGGAUGCCAUCGAUUUUGCAGCUGAAAAUCGUUCAUUUGACUUUGCCUUUGAACUGGCCCGACUGUCAUCAAAACAGAAGAUCCCAGAAAUCCAUCUGAAGAAUGCCAUGUUUCUGGAAGAUGAGGGUAAAUUUAGCGAAGCUGAGACAGAGUUCAUCAAAGCAGGAAGGCCGAAAGAGGCAGUUUUGAUGUACCUGCAUAUACAGGAUUGGAAUGCAGCCCAGGGUGUGGCUGAGGCUCAUGACCCAGACAGUGUGGCUGAUGUGCUGGUAGAGCAGGCCAAGUACUGCCUUGAGCAAAAAGACUUCCAAAAAGCAGAAGCAUUUCUUCUCCGAGCACAGAGACCUGAGCUCGCCAUCAAAUAUUACAGAGAGGCUGGCAUGUGGAGUGAUGCUAUGCUCAUCUGUAAAGAGUACAUCCCCAAUAAGCUGAGCAUUCUUCAAGAGGAAUAUGAAAAAGAGAUUGCAAAAAAUGGCAGUCGGGGAGUAGAGGGUAUGAUUGAGCAGGCUCGGGAGUGGGAGCAGACGGGUGAAUAUGCUCGGGCAGUGGACUGCUACCUGAAAGUGAAUGAUUUGUCCAACGUGAACCUUCUUGUUACAUGUUGGACGAAGGCAGCAGAACUGGCCAUCAAGUUUUUAACACGUGAGAAGGCCGUGGGUGUUGUUCAGACUGUUGGACCACGCUUUGUGCAGCACAGAAGGUACACUGCGGCUGCUGAACUAUACCUUAACUUGGACCUCAUCAAGGAAGCUGUAGAUGCCUUCAUGGAGGGGGAAGAAUGGAACAAAGCCAAGCGAAUAGCCAAAGAGUUGGACACAAGGUUAGAGGGAUAUGUUGACCAGUGUUACAAAGAGCACUUGAAAAACAAAGGCAAGGUGGACUUGUUGGUUGGUGUAGACGUCAUGGCUGCAUUAGAUGUGUACGCAGACAGAGGCCAGUGGGAGAAAUGCAUUGAUAUUGCAUCCAAGCAGAAUUUUAAGGUCCUACAUAAAUACUGUGCUCUUUAUGCCACCCACCUCAUCAAAGAAGGCGACGUAGAGAAAGUUCUUGACCUGUAUGUACAGCACGGGAUGCCAGCCAGCUCUGAGAACUUCAACAUCUACAAGCGCAUGUUCUUAGAGCUGAUGAACCUCCGAGACAGGGAUGGCGCCAAAUCCUAUCGCAUGUGGGCUAACCUGAGAGACAUUUUACACUUGCUGUGUGAGAACCUGACCAAGUCUACAGAAGCCAACACUCCGGCCCAUGAAGUCUUUGAGCAGAUGCUUGUAGUUGCUCACUAUUAUGCAACCCGCUCAGCAGCCAAAGGCAUUGACCAGCUGAGUACUUUGGCAGCCAAGUUAUCCAUUUCACUGCUUAGGCACACUGAGUUAAUUCCAGCAGACAAGGCUUUUUAUGAGGCAGGCCUGGCAGCAAAGGAUAUUGGGUCUGAGAAUAUGGCCUUUAUUUUCCUCAACCAUUUUCUGGAUUUGGCAGAUUGUAUUGAUGAGGGUACAAUAGAUGCUGUGGACCACACAGAUUUCCAGGACACAGACAUUCCUUUUGAGGUCUCCCUUCCAUCAAAGCUCCAUGUCACUGUGGAGAUGAGGGAGGAGAUCAGGGACUGGCUUCUGACAGUUUCCAUGGAGCAGCGGUUAGAACCGGUCCUACCCAAGGAUGAGAGAGGCACGUAUGAGGCCUCACUGCUUGCUGCUAACAUCGGCAUCCGCUCCUUGCCCUGUGUUAUUACAGGUUACCCUGUUCUCCAUGAUAAAAUUGAGUUCAAACGGCCAGGCAUGGCAGCUAACAAGGACGACUGGAAUAAAUUCCUGAUGGCUACCAAGACCACUCACAGUCCGGAGUGUCAAGAUGUUCUGAACUUUAUUGCCCGCUGGUGUGGAGGACUUCCAACAGCUGGAUACACCUUUCAAUAAGGGCAUGCUUUGAGGCUUAUUUGAUCUGAAUCUUGUGAUAUCUGUAUUAUUUGUCUCUCACUCGGAUUUAUGCUUUUAACUCUUUUAAUCUGUUGAAGAUACAAAGAGCUGUUUUUAUAUCACUUACACACGCGCACACACACACACACACAGGUUAGGCUAAUUGACAUUCCCAAAUUGCCCAUAGUGUGUGUGUGUGUGUAUGUGUGUGUGCCCUGCUAUGGAUUGGCACCCUGUCCAGGGUGUACCCUGCCUCGUGCCCUAAGCCUCCAGGGAUAGACUCCAGGUCCCCAGAUAUUUUGAAUACAGGAUAAAGCGGUAUAGAGUGAGUGAGUGAGAGAGAAAUUUUAUUUAUCUUGUCUUUGUGGCCAGGUUGUUUGUGUCACAGGCGUUUCUAAAAAAAAAAUUAACAGUAAGCAGCGUAAGUAAAGUUACCUUUUUUAGAAGAAUGGUAGAAUGGUUUGCUAUUGUGUAAAUGUGUUAACAUUUAAAUUCAUGGAGGCUGUAUCUGUACAAUAUACUGUAUGAUAGUACUUUACCACCCAAAGCCAAAUAUAUAUUUGGAAAAAACAAUAUAUAUGGAAAAUUAUGAAAAUGUGUACGUGGAUUAAAAAUAAAAAUAAUUUCUUUA